This is a messenger RNA of Lizanozyma spartinae, 846 nucleotides long. RefSeq lists its product as uncharacterized. The transcript has 3 exons. Gene Ontology annotation, biological process: transcription initiation at RNA polymerase I promoter; nucleolar large rRNA transcription by RNA polymerase I. Lineage: Eukaryota; Fungi; Ascomycota; Pichiomycetes; Serinales; Debaryomycetaceae. Gene Ontology annotation, molecular function: RNA polymerase I cis-regulatory region sequence-specific DNA binding. The record is from RefSeq and is a predicted model, not a curated record. Bases 1 to 846 code for a protein of 281 amino acids. Gene Ontology annotation, cellular component: nucleus; RNA polymerase I upstream activating factor complex.
AUGAGCGAUGAAUAUGAUGGGUCUAAAUAUCUUGCAACUGUUGAUGCGAUACUAAGUGUAGCGGAUUUAGAACUGAUUACUGUUAAGAGAAUACGUAAUGCACUUCAAGAAUUAUUUGGAGUAGAUUUACUGCCUCACAAAGUAUGUAUUAGGAAGCAGCAGACGUCACAAACAGCAAUGUAUUAUACUAACAGACAGAAACAAAUCAAUGCGUUGAUUAAGACCAGGUACUGGGAUUUAGCAGAUAAGCGAAAGGCUGAAGAGGAAGACGAAGACGACGAAGAAGAAACAUCGACCACCAAAGUCAAAGUUAAGUCCGAUAGCGAACGGUUGAAGGAAAUUGAAAAGAAAGAUGCCCUCUUGGCUGCCAAACUUCAACGAAUGGACUCCAAACGAUAUUCCACUCGAUCAGUUGAUAAGCCACGAGAAACAAAGAAGAUUAUAACGAAGAAACGUCAACUCUCCACCAAACAAAAGAACACAGGGUUUAAUAAGGAAAUGGCACUCUCGCCUGAGCUAUCACAAGUUGUUCAGACCAAUCUGUGUUCUAGACCGCAAGUGGUGAAGUUAAUGUGGAAAUACAUUAAAGAGAGUGAACUACAAGACCCUACGGAUAAAAGGAAGAUUAUCUGUGAUGAAAAAUUAAGAGCAUUAUUUAAAAAACCAUCGGUUGGAGCGUUUGAAAUGAAUAAGAUCCUUUCUAAACAUAUAUUCCCCAAAGAUGACACUCAAACAGAGUCCAAGAUCAACGGUGAAAAAUCACCACCAUAUCCAAUUACAGCUUCUAGCGAGGAACCUGGUAUGCAAUCGGAACUACUGGACAUGUCAGAUAUUGACUCUUCAUAA